AGAGAUUUCACAAGAAAGGAAUGCUCUCUGCAUUACACAAAAGUCAAAAGUUUCAAACCACAUGAAGACAGAAAAUAUUGAAGUCAUUCUCAAUUAGAAUUCACAAACUGAUUAAUCAUCUACUGGUUUCUUCAGUAUAUUGCCAUUAUUCUACGUCGUCUGUUCGUUAAUACAAAAAAAAAUAAAAAAAACUUUGUGUGACUUAUCAUCUUGCCGCUCGCCGCGACCAUCUACAAUAAGAAUUUAAGAAUGGCCGAACGCCCCAAUGCGCCCGCCCCAAUCAGCGAAAAUAUCCCCGAGAACAUUGAGAGUUUCCCAGAAAAUAUAAUUCCCCAUCAGUCGGUAGAGCCCGAAACUACAACGUUAAGAUCACGUACCAUGACCGAAAAGGGUUUAGAGUACGCAAAGGAACUUAAAGCAAAAACCGCAAAAGCCGCGACCGACCAUUUCCGGCAAGUCAUAUCCGAUUUCCUGGCACAUUUAAGCUCAUCAAAUAAUAAAGAACAAAUAUUGAAAGAACUUAGUCAUUGCAAUGCCCUAGCAGAAAGCGCAACAACGAAAUUAAACGACUUCUACGAUCUCAUAAAAGAAACGCCAGAUUCACAAGAAGUGGCCGAUUCACAGUUAGAUAUCCAUCAGUCGAUUAAUGAGGCUAAGAAAAUAGCGCAUGAGAAGAUAAAAACUCUCGAGUACCAAGCCGACAAAAUGUCAGUAAUUUCCUCUGCGUCACACUCUUCACGGAGAUCAUCAAAAAGCUCGAAAUCCGCAAGAGAUACUUUAAUCGACGUGCGAGCUAAGCGUGCUGCCUUAGAAGAAAAGAUCAAAUUUAAUAAUUCAAUCUUGGAACAGGAACAAAAACUAGCAAAUCUUAAACUGCAACAAGAAUUAAAUGCAACAAAAGCCGAAGAGGCCGUUUAUAAAGAAGCGAUCUCGCUAGAAGAGUUUGAACUGCCCAUCGAGAAAGAGAAUUUAAUAAGCCGUUUCCUGUCCGAGGCACAAACAACCAAACCUGUUAUCACAGAUCCGAUCCAAAGUUGCUUAUCUCCCUUUAACUUUCCUAACACCGAAAGUUCUCUCGUAUACACUAAACCGCAGCGACCCCUUACCGCCAACACGUUCGUGACCUUUCAGACCACUCAAGUACCUGAGAAUCGUCCCUUCAUCAGCCAAUCCCAAACAAACCCGCCAUCAACACUUACCGCUUGGCACAACGCACAAGAGUUUACGCCGAAAAGCUCCACUGUCUAUCAGGAAAUUCAAAAUGCCCAGCCAAUGUCACACAACCAAAAUGUGCAGUCAUCUGACCCGUCACGCCAUUACAAUGGGAUACCGAAUCAAAGCGUCACACAGUCCUACCAACAGCCCUUGCAGACAGAUAGCGUCAAACAAAUAGCCGAAGCCCUUGCUAAAGUCACACAACUCCAGCGCUUGCCGCAAGCUAAGCCAGACAUCUUCACCGGGGAAGGGCCCCACACGAAAUUCUUUGUCUGGGAAACAGCGUUUGAUGCAUUAAUAGACACUGCCCUGGUGAGCGCGCAGCAAAAGCUCUAUCUAUUGUAUCAACAUCUCGGCGGAAAGGCUAAACUAGUAGUAGAGCAAUUACAGUACAUGGUUGGCGCAGAUCCCGACACUGCCUACCGUGAAGCUAGAAAUAAGCUGAGAAACCGCUUCGGACGCCCAGAUAUAAUAGCGACAGAAUUUGAAACAAAACUAACUAAUUGGCCAAAGAUAGCGCCUAACGAUGGAAAGGGGCUACGCGAAUUUAGUGACUUUCUGUAUCAAGUGCAAGUUGCAAGCGCGCACAUAUCAGCCCUUAAGAUUUAUGAGUUCCCUUCAAAAAUACAGUCCCUAGUAGAAAAACUCCCGGGAUGGUUCGCGACAAAAUGGUCAAUCAAAGUGCAAGCACUACAACAGGAAAGGGGGUACAGCGCGUUUCCUAGCUUUAGUGAUCUCGUCACAGAAGUAUGUUUUCACGCCGAGCGAAUGAACAUUCCUCAACUCACACCGACCAAGCAUUCUAGCACUCCAACUCCCAUACAAACGCACCGCAAGCCACAAGAGCGCAUUCACAAUGUACUCCUAACUAAAACCGAGGCCCAAAAGAAGGAAGCAUUGGUUAAACACACAGAAAAAAAGGUCUGCCCGUACCAUAACAACGCAGCGUCGCACAACCUAACUGAAUGUAAAAGGUUCAAAGAACUCCCAUAUGAAGAAAGGCUAGAGUUCCUAAAAUCAAAUGGGCUAUGUUUUAAAUGCACAGGAAAACACUUUCGUAAAGACUGUGAAGAAACUCCUCCCCGAUGCGAGGCCUGCAACAAGAACCACCUAACUUUGCUUCACGAAGACAGAAGCGCCCCCGCUAAACCUGCACCCCCUAGCCCCCCAGAAGCAUCAGCAACAUGCACACAAGUCUGCGGAGGGGAGGGGACCGGUAGGUCGUGCGCCCGAAUAGUCCUCGUCAACCUCACACAUGAGUCACAGCCACACAAAAAACAGCUCACAUACGCCGUCCUCGAUGAUCAAUCGACAGACGUAUUCAUCACGGAUAGUCUAUCAAGAUUGCUAGGAAUAACAGCACCGGAGCUCGACCUAAAGGUCAAUACUAUAGUCGGCUUCAACACAAUUCGUACAAAAAAGAUAACUGGUCUACGAAUUCAAGAUAUCAAAAACGAACACGCGCACGUCAGGAUUCCGUAUGCAUACACACGCGAGUACAUCCCCGCCGCACAAAGCGAUAUCGCUAGUCCCGAAGUAGCGAAGCAGUGGACCCACCUCGCACCCAUCGCAGACCAGAUCGCAUACAGACCGGACAUAGAAAUCGGACUACUCAUCGGUCGAAACGUCCCGGCGGCCUUCCAACCAACUGAAGUGAUAGCAGGAAGCCCUGAAGAGCCCUGGGCCGAGAAGUACAAGUUUGGUUGGACGGUAAUCGGUCGAGUGUGCAAAGACAGAGAUGAUGACGUGACAGCUCGUGUGAAUUGUGUGACGGUAGAGAGAGAAGUCCUACUCGAGCACAACGCUUCAAGCGAUACUACCGUACCGCCGCCCUUCGUCCGCACGACACCAUCCAAAGACAUGACAAGCCCGCAGCAAAUACGCCAAAUGAUGGAGCUUGACUACACAGAACUCCACCACGACCGAAGUAAACAAAGACAAGGAAAAACAGAAUCAAGAGAGGACAUACAGUUUAACAAUAUAAUGGAGAUAGGUCUACACAAGAACGAGAAUGGAAACUGGGAGGCACCCCUACCAUUCAGAGCAAACGAGGUACACCUACCAGACAACAAGAAGCACUGUCUACACAGGCUCCUCUCACUCAAACGGAAACUUCUUGGUAAUGACAAGCUUAGAAACGAUUACAUCGCCUUCAUGAAAAAGGUUAUUGACCGUGGUCACGCAAGCCGAGUCCCCGUCGACCAGUUGCGUACCUCCCCUGGCAAAGUGUGGUUUCUCCCCCACUUCAAUGUACAGCACCCUCGCAAGAAAGACCUCCGCGUGGUGUUCGACUGCAGUUCAGUAUACGAGAACGAGUCCCUAAACAAGAACUUAUUACAAGGACCCGACCAGCUGAACUCACUCAUCGGCGUCCUCAUGCGCUUCCGAAAAGAAGAAGUAGCCUUUACCUGUGACAUCGAGCAAAUGUUCCACAGUUUCUAUGUUAAUCCGGAGCACAGAGAUUUCCUGCGCUUCCUGUGGUUCGAAGACAGCGACUUAACCAAGCCAAUAGUAGAGUUCCGCAUGGACGUGCACCUGUUCGGCGCAGCAUCGUCGCCCGCGGUCGCAAACUACUGUCUUCACCAGACCGCAGAAACAGGCAGAGAAAAGCACGGAGAUGACGCAGCAGAGUUCGUACGCCGAAACUUCUACGUGGACGAUGGUCUCAAGUCCCUUCCCACAACAGAACAGGCCGUGCGCACUAUCAAAGCCACACAAGCAAUGUGCGCGGACGCGAACCUGCGACUCCAUAAAUUUGCCAGCAACAGUAAGGAAGUUUUAGAAGCACUACACCCUGAGGAUCGAGCCAAAGACCUCAAAGACCUAGACCUUAACCACGACAGCCUACCAGUCCAAAGAUCGCUCGGUACUUACUGGUGUAUAGAGUCGGAUACACUAGGAUUUCGUAUCGAGCUAAGAGACAAGCCUCUUACAAGACGCGGUAUACUCUCCACCGUCAGUUCAGUGUACGACCCCUUAGGAGCAGUGUCCCCCGUCAUCCUUACCGGGAAACAGAUUCUACAGGAGCUCUGCAGUACCCAUACAGACUGGGACGAGCCCCUCCCCGAAGACAUCCGACCACGCUGGGAAAAAUGGCGCUCAGAGUUACCGCUUCUCGAGAACCUCAAGUUCCCCCGAUGUCUCAAGCCUCCUAACUUUGGCACUCUGACUUCUACUCAAGUCUGCAACUUCUCAGAUGCUUGCCACAACGGAAUCGGACAAGUCUCAUACCUACGCAUGGUUAACGAGAAAGGAGAAGUCCACGUAAGCUUUCUAAUGGCAAAGUCUCGAGUGGCACCCCUCAAACAAAUCACAAUACCCCGGCUGGAACUCACGGCAGCAGUAAUAUCCGUGAACGUUUCAAGCAUGGUCGAGCUUGAGCUAGACCUACAACCCACACCACAGCGCCUCUAUUACACCGACUCGGAAAUAGUCCUAGGCUACCUUAACAACGACGCUCGCCGUUUCCAUGUGUAUGUCGGCAAUCGUGUGCAGCACAUCAGAGAUCAAAGCGAGCCAGAACAAUGGUACCACGUGCCAGGAAAAGAAAACCCAGCAGAUGAAGCAUCUAGAGGAAUGACAGCCGCACAACUUAUCGAAAAUAAGCGUUGGUUCAGCGGACCACAUUUCCUUUACGAGAACCCCACACCAAGCAACCAGAAGCCGUCAUCUCAGCUAGAUCCAGACGAUGCUGAGUUACGCAAAGAAGUCUCUGUCCUCUCAACUAGUACCACUAUGCGUACACAGUACUUAGAUACGAAGCACUUCUCACACUCGUCUUCUCUACUGCGCCUCAAGCACGCAAUCGUUCGCAUCCAACGGAUGAUAGAGAGACUACGCCCAAACAAGACACACAACUGGCGACCGACAAAUGGCGCGUCUACAGUAAAGGAGCUAUGGGAAGCAGAGAAGUGUCUAUUCAAGACCGCACAAGCCACCACUUUUGAGAACGAAAUAGAUACACUGCAAAGAAUGAAAGGAAACAAUAGCAAGUUCGAAGAUCGCAAAAGCGCGCGCGAUCGCAACAACAUCAUCAAAGCCACCAGCAAUAUCUACAAGCUAGACCCGUUCAUAGACGACGAAGGUCUACUACGAGUUGGUGGUCGUCUGAGAAAUGCUGAAGAAGAAUACCAACUAAAGCACCCUCUCAUCCUACCAAAAGAUCAUCACGUGACUACUCUAUUAGUCCGCCACUAUCACCAGAGGCAGCAGCAUCACCAAGGCCACGGCAUGACCCACAACGCCAUACGGCAAGCAGGAUACCAUGUCGUAAACGGUAGAUCUGCUAUUGCGCACAUUAUCGCGAAGUGUGUUACCUGCCGCAAGUUCAGAGGCAUCACGCAAGGUCAGAAGAUGGGCGACCUCCCAACAGAACGCGUGACACCAUCAUCACCAUUCAGCUAUUCCGCAAUGGAUGUAUUUGGUCCAUUCUACGUGAAGGAAAGACGAAGCGAAGUAAAGAGGUGGGGUUUGGUGUUCACAUGUAUGGCCUCUAGAGCGAUCCACCUGGAAACGCUAAAUAACAUGAGCACAGAUUCGUUCAUCAACGCUCUUAGAAGAUUUAUCGCACGCAGGGGCAAGGUCCGCGAAUUACGCUCGGAUCGGGGCACAAACUUCGUCGGAGCAAGCAACGAGCUCAAAACAGCCCUCCAAGAGAUCGACCGAGAAUCCGUCAAGUCAUUCCUAUCCACCCAACAGUGUGACUUGAUAGAUUUCAAAAUGAACGUUCCGCAAGCUUCUCACAUGGGAGGGGUAUGGGAGCGCCAAAUUCGCACAACUCGCUCAGUGCUAACAUCACUACUUUACGAACACGGUCGUCAGCUGGACGAUGAAUCUCUUCGCACUCUUAUAACAGAAGCUGAGAAUAUCGUCAACAGCCGCCCACUCACAGUGGAGAACCUGUCAGACCCUCUAGCAGAAGAACCUCUGACACCAAAUCAUCUCCUCAUGCUUAAAACCCAAGUCAUCCUCCCGCCCCCGGGCAACUUCGAGCACCCCGACCUGUACUCCAGAAAGCGAUGGCGCACAGUCCAAUAUCUAGCCAACCAGUUCUGGCUACGGUGGCGACGAGAGUACUGCACACAGCUCCAGAGUCGCCAAAAGUGGAACAAGCCACAGCCUAAUCUACGAGAAGGAGAUGUCGUCCUCAUGACAGACCCAGAUCUACCUCGUAACCAGUGGCCGCUCGCCAUUAUCUCCAAGGUGUUCCCAAGCAAAGACAACCUAGUGCGCAAAGUCCAAGUGACUACUGCUAAGGACGGACAACACAAGUGCUUCGAGCGUCCCGUCCACAAGCUUAUCAUGCUAUUAGCAAGGGAAGAUUAGUCAGCUUAGUCCAAGAAACAAUGAACACUUUCCAAAUUUCAAGAUAUAAAGGACAUUCUCAGUAAUUCUUAUAUAGCUAAAAUAUACCAGCUUCAUUUAUAACAAGCAAACAACCAUAAAUCAAAUUUAGGCUAUCAAUUAGUAAUUUUCAAUCAACAAAUCAUAAAUUCCUUAUCAUGAUUAAUUAAACAAAAAUAAGCAAUCAGCUAGCAUCGCAAUUCAAUGCUUAGGAUAUAAACAUCUUUUAUGCAAUUUAUACUCUAUUUUCAUAAUAAAUGUAGGCACAUUUAGGGAAGCAGUGUAACGGCAUCCGCAUGCCAUGGAUAACCCCUUAGUUAUUUUUAGUCAUCUCAUUACGUCACCAAUCAAUGUAACGCUAGCGAUCACGUGACCUUAGCUUUAUAAACGCAGCAAACUUGUAAAGCCCCUGAGGCUCACAGAAAUUCGACGGGUUCACACGGGUUUAAAUUAGCGCCGCCCUAGGCCAAACUCGCUGUAAAGCUUACCAAGUUCUUACACGCAAUAAAACCCUAGCCUUGUGGAA
Nematostella vectensis (starlet sea anemone) is the source of this 7084-nucleotide messenger RNA. RefSeq lists its product as uncharacterized. Gene Ontology annotation, biological process: DNA integration. Gene Ontology annotation, molecular function: nucleic acid binding. The record is from RefSeq and is a predicted model, not a curated record. Bases 250 to 6540 code for a protein of 2096 amino acids. NCBI's taxonomy places the organism in Eukaryota, Metazoa, Cnidaria, Anthozoa, Actiniaria, Edwardsiidae. The transcript has a single exon.